AUGUUCAGACUGCUCCUUGAGCCACUUUUCAUCCUCGCCGUAUCUGGGCAGGAGGUCACAUGUUCUGCACUAAAUGGCGAUAUUGGCGACAAAACAACGUGGGUUCCUUGUAACAAACUUGGACUUCAACAAUCGGGUGUAUUCUCCAGCUGUUGCAUCUUGGAUGGGCCGAAUGAGUCGCGGGAUGCCUGCGACAAGAGUGGUCUCUGCAUCGAUUCCGAAGGAAAGUAUCGUACAGGGCUCUGCACCGACAAAACCUGGAAUUCUAAGGCUUGUGUCCAAGAAUGCGUCAAUGAAGAGGCUGGGGCCAAUGUGUCCAGCAUGGAGUUUCUAACUCCUUGCGACUGGAAUACGUCCACUUUCUGCUGUGGAAAAGACGACAGGUCAUGCUGCAACACCGACCGAGCUGCCAGGAUAGCUACAGAGGAGUCAGUUUGCACGCCCUCUACUGCUGAUUCCGAUACCAAUGAUAGCAACAAAUGGGCCUUCAAGCCUUCUGCUAUCGGCAUCGGAGUUGCGGUUGGUCUCAUUGUUAUGGUCGAAGCUCUCUCUGCACAGUGGCUUUGGAGACAAAAUAGAUGGAUGAAGCUCCAGAUCGUCGAGGCUUCAGAGACAAGCCCGUCUACAGAACUUCGGGCCCUGAUGCAGAAUUGUGACAAAUUACAGCCAGACCUCUCUCAUGAUUGA
Molecule: messenger RNA, 687 nt
Organism: Colletotrichum gloeosporioides
Lineage: Eukaryota; Fungi; Ascomycota; Sordariomycetes; Glomerellales; Glomerellaceae
Exons: 2
Coding region: 1-687 (228 amino acids)
Source: RefSeq, a predicted model, not a curated record